AUGUCAGCCACCAGCAAACCAACUCUUCUCCUCGUCCAUGGCGGCUGGCAUGUCCCGGCCAGCUACGCGAAGCUUGCAGCCGCGUUGCGAGGUGCCGGCUUUGAGGUGCACAUCCCACGCCACCCUUCCACCAACGGGAGCCGCCCCCCAAAUGCCAACCUGGCAACCGACUCGGAUCAGAUCCGGGCCUACGCCACCAGUCUCGUAGAGGCUGGCCGAGAUGUAGCCGUGCUGAUGCACAGCUACGGAGGCCAGGUCGGCACAAACUCCCUGCACGGCCUGAGCGCCGCUGCAAGAGCCGCCAACGGCCUUGACGGCGGCGUCACGCACCUCAUCUACAUGGCCUCCUUUGCCCUCCCCGAGGGGAAGAGCAUGACCGACAAGGUCGAUGAGUUUGGCCACAUGGACCGCAUGCCCGUCGCCUUUGACUUCGCCGAGGAUGACAGCUGCACGCCCAACUACGCGCGGGAAGGCCUUGUUGGCGAGCCCUUUGUGGAAUCUGUUGAUGCCCAGGAGCUCAAGGCUUACUUUGAUACGCUUGUCCGCUGGAACGGAAAGUGCAUGUACGAGCCGCUCACCAAUACGCCAGCUUGGCGCGAUGAUGUGAAGGUGUUCUUCAUCUACACAAAGGGCGAUCUCACUGUCCCAGUUGACUACCAGAAGAACAUGGCUGAGCAUCUUGAGAAGGAGGGCAAGACAGUGCAGACGGUGGAGAUAGAGACGGGACAUUGCCCCAACCUAACCGCGGUGGAUGAAGUGGUCCAGGCUGUCCAAAAGUUUGCAUCUCAGUAA
Messenger RNA from Clonostachys rhizophaga, 792 nucleotides. Lineage: Eukaryota; Fungi; Ascomycota; Sordariomycetes; Hypocreales; Bionectriaceae. The record is from the annotation of a GenBank genome assembly.